AUUGGAAGUAUUGUGUAUGGUGGCGCAAUUUAAGGAAAGCAAUAGAAGCGUUGGAGAGCAUACAUAAGCACCCCAACUAUCACCUUCACUCUUCCCACUUCAUCUCUCCCUCCAAUUUCCAGCGCGGUUUUAACCUCAUCAGUUUCAACAAUUUUGCGGAAUUUGUGUAUAUAUAUAAGAGAUAUAGUGAGAGAGAUAGAGAGAGAGAGAGAGAGAGAGAUAGAAAAUGCUUACUUGCAUUGCUCGUUCCAAGCAAUCUGGAGAUGAAUCGUUUGAUCAACCGGAAAAGUUCGAUCCCAAUGCUGCUCCACAGAGCAAGCAAGCGAUUAAGAAUCUCACUUCUCAGAUAAAGGACAUGGCGUUGAAGGCGUCAGGGGCGUAUAAGAACUGCAAUUCGUGUACGAGCCAGCCGAUGCAGCGGCGGAACGGGGGCGGCGGCGCGGCGGACUUAGUGGCGGCGCAGGACAAGUUCCGGUGGUCGUACCGGCGGACGGGGAGUUUCAGCUCGAGCUCGACGGCUGGGAGGAAGGAAUUGGAGGCGAGGCUGAAGGGGAUAUCGAGCGGGGAAGUGACGCCGACGUCGAUGUCGGCGUCGGCGAGUGGCCGGCGAGUUGACCCGGUGGUGUUCGUGGAGGAGAGCGAGCCCAAGGAGUGGGUGGCGCAGGUGGAACCCGGCGUUUUGAUCACCUUCGUCUCACUGCCACGUGGCGGCAACGAUCUCAAGCGGAUUCGAUUCAGUCGAGAGAUGUUUAACAAAUAUCAAGCUCAGAAGUGGUGGGCAGAGAAUUAUGACAAAGUAAUGGAACUAUAUAAUGUGCAGAGGUUAAACCGCCAAGCUUUCCCUUUACCAACACCACCCAGAUCCGAAGAUGAGAGUUUGAAGAUAGAAUCAGCAGAAGAGAGUCCAGUAACGCCACCACUAAACAAAGAGCGGUUACCUCGUACCUUAUACCGCCCUAUAUAUUCAUCCUCGGAGUCUCUGGAGCAACAAUCAAUGAACUCUCGUUACAACUACGACUCCUGCGGCGUGGCUUCCACUCCAAAGCUCUCCAGCAUCAGCGGUGCCAAGACGGAGAUCUCAUCAAUAGACGCGUCGGCAUCGGCGGCGUCGAUGCGGACCAGCACCUCCCGGUCGGGGGAGCUGUCCAUAAGCAACGCCAGUGAUUUGGAGAGCGAAUGGGUUGAGCAGGACGAGGCUGGAGUGUACAUCACUAUUAGAGCUUUGCCCGAUGGAAAAAGAGAACUCAGACGUGUUAGAUUCAGCCGGGAAAAUUUUGGAGAGAUGCAUGCCAAGAUAUGGUGGGAAGAGAACCGAGCCAGGAUACAUAAGCAGUAUUUGUGAAUCAACAAUGGUGAUAUACACACACACACAUAUAUAUAUAUACACCUGAAGUUGGUGAUAUAAUUUAAAGAAUGGGGAAAUAUAUGGGGUGAGAUAGCACUUUGGUGUUGCGCCUUGUUUUUCUGCAACACCAUAAGAUGGAGGUCCUUUAAGUGUGAAUGAAUCCAGGGCGGCACUCUCUGCUGUACGUGGUUUUUUCUUUUUCCAAUAUUUAAUUUUGAGUACAAUGGAUGAAAGAGCAUUCUUAGUGCUUCAAAUCUACUACUAGGUAUAUAUGGGAGUUUACAAUUAUUUUAUGUUAAUACGGGGGAAUUUUUAUUUUAUUUUAUUUGUUCUUUUUUCCUUUACUAUAUAUGUUCUGUUCUAGAGACUGCAAUCCUUGAUACCUUAAAGCUUAAUGCAUAUGUAAUUUUUCCUUUCUCCCAAAA
Messenger RNA from Ipomoea triloba (trilobed morning glory), 1770 nucleotides. Its product is annotated as protein Brevis radix-like 4. Lineage: Eukaryota; Viridiplantae; Streptophyta; Magnoliopsida; Solanales; Convolvulaceae. The record is from RefSeq and is a predicted model, not a curated record. The transcript has 6 exons. Bases 227 to 1342 code for a protein of 371 amino acids.